AUGCUGCAGCCUGAGAGUCCCCAGGCCCCCGAGGAAGAGGCCGCCGACACCAGGACCUGGAGGACUGACUGUGUCAUCUGCUAUUCAGCCUAUGACCUGGCCGGGCACCUGCCGCGCCGCCUCUACUGCGGUCACACCUUCUGCCAGGCGUGCGUGCGGCGGCUGGACACGCCAGCCCACGAGCAGCGCUGGAUCCCCUGCCCACAGUGCCGCCAGAGCACACCCACGCCUCGGGGAGGGGUGGCCAUGCUGGACCUCGACCUGGCCGCCUUCCUGGCCGUCAAGGCAGAGCGGGAGCUGGCGCGAGGGGAGCCCUGGCUGCCUGGGCCCCUCAAAGGCGGUGCCGCCACCAUCACACAGCAGCCGGCCGGCCUCUGCCCCGACUUAGGCCCCCAGCCCCACUUCCCGAGGCCCAGAUGCUGCUGCCGCUGCUGCCGUGGUGACUGCUGUGGCCUCUGCUGGAACAUCCCGGGCAGCCUGGAGCUCUGA
This is a messenger RNA of Trichechus manatus latirostris (Florida manatee), 489 nucleotides long. It is a transcript of the gene RNF224, whose product is annotated as ring finger protein 224. NCBI's taxonomy places the organism in Eukaryota, Metazoa, Chordata, Mammalia, Sirenia, Trichechidae. The transcript has a single exon. The coding region runs from base 1 to 489 and encodes 162 amino acids. The record is from RefSeq and is a predicted model, not a curated record.